CGCGGUCGAGACACCGCGGUCACUAUCGCAUUUCCCGCGUGAAAAUCGCUUUCCCCGCGGUCGCAGCUCAUACCUAGCACGUGAACGCAGUGUCCCGUCGACCGCUCGCGUGAUACGCCGCAUACACAACCCGCUCAUCCCACGGGGCCAAGCGAUCCCGGCGCCCGCCCGGACGACACUGCGCUUGAUCUAACUCGCGCGCGCAUGGACGUUCCAAUUUCAAAAUUCAAACUUUUUUUUCAAUUAUUCAGCGGGUAACGGGUCAUCGAUUUGUAAUUACGGCGGGUAUCUUAUUUACCGAAGAGGUGGAGGCGAUGAGGUCGAAAGCAGUCGCGAGGCGGCUUCAAUCACAAGGAGGUGAAAGAAAUGGCGACCCGACAGCAAAUAACGACGAAAACGCUGCGGCAGAUAGCCAGGAGUCGGGCAGUCCUCCACCAAGCCCGACGGACUCCACAGCAUCAGACCCCGCGCCCACCCUAGUCCACAUCAAGCAGGAGGCCAUGGCCCCUGGCACUGAUAUGAAAGAGUACUACAACGCUUUGGACUUUGGCCUGAACGACACAUAUCUCUCGAGCUACGACUACACACGCAACUAUUUACAAAGACCUUUAGAUCUACCGAAUCAAAGGUUCCUAGAGUCCAAAAGUCCAGAUAGAAACGAAGAUUUUAAUGACGAGAAUGAGAAGUCGGAAUUGAAUUUGCCGAGUGAGUUGAUGCUCAAGUCUGGUGGUGUAUUCUCCAGAGGCAAUAUCCCUUGUGGAACUAAGUAUGGACCAUUCAACGGCAAAUGGGUCGCGCAGCCUUUAGAUAGAAGAUACGCGUGGGCGGUCGUCGGCAAGAAUGGAGUCCGGGGCUGGUUGGACGGCAGCGUAGACAAGUUCAACUGGAUGAAGUUCGUCAACUCUACCAACUACCCGCACGAUGUCAACUUACAGCAUUUACUGCACGCUGGCCAAGUGUAUUACAAGGUGACGCGAGAUAUUGCCUCGGGGCAGGAGUUAUUGCUCGGCCCACGAACACCGCUGCCUCUACAAGAUGUCUUUACUCCUCCAGGUCGUGAAGUUUCCAGCGUCAACUCAUCUAGCUCACAGCCUUUGAUUGAAGACGAGGAACGAGAGGAAACUGAACCACGUUGCUCCUUUUGUGACGCGCCUUAUCCUAAUAUUGAUGCACUUGACCGUCAUUUGGUCCAAGCUCACGCGCAGCCUGCAUCGGCGUUUCACUGCGAGCUGUGUAACCGAGCUUACAGCACCCGCGCGCUGUUGUUACGACACCGCGCCCUCACGCACACCGACAUAAGAAAAUACCCCUGCGAAAAUUGUCCGAAGGUAUUUACCGAUCCUUCCAACCUCCAGCGCCACAUCCGCGCGCAGCACGUCGGUGCGCGCAGCCACGCGUGCCCCGAGUGCGGCAAGACCUUCGCGACCUCCUCCGGCCUCAAGCAGCACACGCACAUCCACUCCAGUGUCAAGCCCUUCCAGUGCAAGGUGUGCUUUAAAGCUUACACUCAGUUUUCAAAUUUGUGCCGCCACAAGCGAAUGCAUGUCGCAUGCAGAGCUUUGGUAGAGUGUGGAAAAUGCGGACAAUCAUUUACUUCCUACGCAUCUCUCACUAAGCAUAAAAGAUUUUGUGAUACAGCGACCGCAGCAAACGUUAACCUGCGAGGACAAUUGCCGCAAGGACUAUCACAAAUACCAUCUUUACCCAACGUCAUGAAUAAUCCAAACAAUACCAACCCAUUCCCGAUGUACAGAGGACCGGCGUUGCCUUUACCGUAUAACACAUUUGCUCACUAUCCGGCAUUAUUUUCUGCUGCUGCAGCUGCUUGUCCCCCAGAAUUCUUAAGUCCUCUCCUUUUCAAUGUUCAAGGAGCAAGACUGGCCAUGGAACAUGACAUGGCUAUGAAUGCUAAUUUUGCAAAACAGGAAGGACGAAUGUCAGUAAAAAGCAUGGACAGCUCGACCUCACUCGAGGACAUGAAGAAAAAUAUGGACGUUGAUAUUAAGAUAAAAAAGAGAGAUACUGAUGACGAAAGGGUGACUACACCACAGAAUAUUUAUGUAAAACAAUCACCACCUUCCGCCGAAGAAGCCUCUUCUAAGCAACGACCAUCACCAGUCAUGCCGAUGUCGACAUCAAUCGCACCUUUUAGAUUUUCGAGGGAUGAAAUGAAACAUAACUCUCCGUUUAAUUUGUCAACGAAACAUGAAGUGGGAACCAAAUCUGUUUCACCGAGGCUACCUAAAGAUUUAACGAAAGCUAUGAAAGGGGACAACGGCAAAAAAGCUGGAUAUUCAGAUGUCGAAGAAGAAUCACGGAAGGAGCAAAAUGACCAACCACUAGAUUUAUCAGUUACACGGAAGCAAAACGAUAAAGAAUCAGACAUGGAGAAUGAGGAUAAUGUCUCCAUUCACAAUUUAUCAGUGAAAUCUUACUCACCUUCUGAAAGCCCAGUAGAUAGAGAAAGUAAAACUCCCGAAAACGAUACUACAGACGUUGACGUCGAAGCAGUGGAACCAAAAAGGGAAGACUCUCCUAUGGCAUCACCUGCGCUAGCAUUUCCGAUGCCAGUGCAUCCUCAGCACAACAACAGCCUUAUCGACGCAAUGUACCGCCCACGCUUCCCACAGUUUCACGCACCUUCCGAUUCCCUUUUGAGCGCUUCGCAUUCCCCUUACGUACCCAGCCCGUUUAAUUUUUUAUCCCCACUUCUCGGCACUGAUGGGCCAGAUAGACAACCGAGUGCGUAUGCCAAGUUUCGAGAUCUGAGCGCUGGUUCGGGAAAACUUCGAGAUCGUUACGCGUGUAAGUUCUGCGGAAAGGUAUUCCCGCGGAGUGCAAACUUGACCCGACAUCUCCGUACUCAUACAGGAGAACAACCUUACAAAUGCAAGUACUGCGAGCGCUCGUUCUCGAUAUCUUCGAACUUGCAGCGCCACGUGCGAAACAUACAUAACAAGGAGCGGCCGUUUCGCUGUCCCUUGUGCGACAGGUGCUUUGGACAGCAGACGAAUCUUGACCGGCAUUUGAAGAAGCACGAGGCUGAAGGCGGGGAUUCCCCUAGUUCAGCCGACACUGAACAGGACGCGUGUUUCGAUGAUAUUCGAUCGUUCAUGGGCAAAGUGACUUGUUCUCCUGGAGCGGGUUCACCGUCUGGUACCUCUCCUCACGCGCCACACGCACCGCAUCGUCCCUCAGCCUUGGCGAUAUCCACAUAGCCCUCGCCCUUUCAGCUGCCGCCACCUCCACCUCUUUGGCCCCAGCCUUUCCAAUGAGUGAUACAGAAAAUGGGUUCAUUAAAUGACUUUUAAGUACGUAACGGUGACGUUUCCCAGAUAGCAAUAGAUAACCUUAGAAUUAAUCUUCCUUUCUUUAAGUCCUAAAUAUAAUAUAGCCCAGUGAAUAUUUCAUUAGUGGUCAUGACAAUUGUAAAACUGCUAGUUCUGUAAAUUAAAUAGGUUAGCGAUUUAAUGCGUUCCUAGUUAUAAUUGUGAUCGAUGAAGAUUUCGCUAUUUGUGAAAUUCUACAUGUAGGUAGGGAAUUGUAAAAAUAAAUGAAUUAGUUGUAACCUUUUGAAUGAAUUGGUUCGUUCACACUUUAGGUGCAUUUUGUAAAAUAUUGUUACAUUGUAUUGGCGAAAAUUAAAUUAAGAGAUAAUUUUUGUAACGAUCUCUUGUUAGUCAAAAAACUACCAAAGCAAUUUUUUAAUAUAUUUGAGAGUCGGGUUAAAUUGGGAUAAAAAUUAAUAUAAAUUUGGCACUUUAAAGUCGUUAUAUUAUUAAAAAAACUUGCAUGACAGAUGCGUAUUCAACUAUUUUGUUAAAUUUGUUAUUUUAACGUUAUUGUAAAUAAAUAAUUUGAAUACUUCGAGCAUAUCAUCCAUAGAGUCGAAAAUCCUCUAGGAUAUCUAUUAUAAAUUUUUCAUAAAAUUAUAUUAUUAAACUUUUAAUAAGUCCAGUGUUUAAAAUAAGGUUAAGAAGAGGAUUCACAUUGAUUUUAUCAAGUUUUUCUGUCACAUCAAGGAGUUCAACACAAUUUUAGAUCUGGCAGAUAAUAAUAAUAAAUUAUUCUGCUCGUUAUAGAAACAUUUUAAUCUUUUUUGCAUUUCAAGUGGGAAUUUUAAAAAGCUUCGAAUAUUUCC
Messenger RNA from Maniola jurtina (meadow brown), 4141 nucleotides. Its product is annotated as histone-lysine N-methyltransferase MECOM-like. Lineage: Eukaryota; Metazoa; Arthropoda; Insecta; Lepidoptera; Nymphalidae. Bases 315 to 3218 code for a protein of 967 amino acids. Gene Ontology annotation, cellular component: nucleus. The transcript has 9 exons. The record is from RefSeq and is a predicted model, not a curated record.